Menidia menidia (Atlantic silverside) is the source of this 2133-nucleotide messenger RNA. The record is from the annotation of a GenBank genome assembly. NCBI's taxonomy places the organism in Eukaryota, Metazoa, Chordata, Actinopteri, Atheriniformes, Atherinopsidae.
UCAAGCGUUGCCUCAGGCACUGCGCAUGCGCUCUAGCUGCUUGCUGUCACUAAGACAUUUUUCAUCGCGGUGGAAACUGUCACUGGUGACGUCAAUCACCGAGCGCUGACCAAUUAGAGUGCAGGGUGAUUGUUUAGCUCCACGGGCUGCAGCGCCUACCAUGAAUCUCUAUUCAGUAUCAAAGCGUCCUGCUGCUGCCUCUCAAGCGAAUGGGAUUCCAUGUUGUCUGCAGAUAGACUUAACUUUAUAAAGUUUUUUUUCUUUAUUUUUCAUUGCGAUUAAAAUAUAUUUGUCAUCAUCAUUAUUAUUUUGCCUGCUGUCAAGUUAUUCCAAAAUUAGGAAGUAAUGAGCGUGGAUGCAUUGGGAAGCCCCGUGAUGGACCCUACGUUUUCCAAACGGAACACGGCGCUGAGAUUAGUUGACUUGGCAGGGGCUCACCACCAUCACCAUCAUCACCACCAUACCCCUCAGAGCGUGACAGGCUUCCCGGGGUUCAGCAGCCAUCCACACUCAAUGGCUCACUCGCACCCUGGGGAGAUUACUGCGGAACCCCGCCUGGGGCCGAGUCCAUUCGGGCCAGAACACAUGGGGCACUCCGCGGCCCUCAAAAUCAGCCCAGCCCAUCAUUAUCCCCACCACCAUCACCACCACCACAAUCAUCAUAUGGCAGGCCACAGUGAAGUGGUCUCCAGUCAAACGGGAGCUUUUGGCCCGGUUCAGGCGACGUCGGUGCCCUAUUCUAUGUCUCACACGGCCCAGGCUCUAUCCGCAGGUAGGGAUUUCCUCAUCCGGAGAGAUCUGACAGCUCAAGCCAUGCCGGUACUGACUGACCAGACUGCUGGUUCAGCCUCUCACCACGGAAUGUUUGUCUCAACAACAGGUAGCUAUCCCGGACACUAUGGUCACCACCCGGACGCCGGGAACCAUACCACCCUCUUCUCCGGACUUCACCACGAGCAGCCUUCUAGCGGAUCCCCGGGCGGUCAGGCGCUGAAUGGACAAAUAAGGUUAGGACUACCCGGAGAAAUGUAUGUCAGGUCCGAUCACUUGAGCCAAGUGGCGAGCUCCAGGGCUGAUCCGUUCUCCGCGUCGCCUUUGCACGGCUACGGUGGUCUAAAUCUGAACAUGAAUCUGAGCGCGCACCACCACCACCACCACCACCACGGAGCCGGCGCCUUUUUCCGCUACAUGAGGCAGCCCAUAAAGCAAGAGCUCAUCUGCAAGUGGCUGGAGCCGGAGCUGUCGCCGAAGAAACUUUGCUCCAAAACUUACAGCACCAUGCACGAACUGGUAACGCACGUGACGGUGGAGCACGUCGGAGGACCGGAGCAGGCGAACCACAUAUGCUUCUGGGAAGAGUGCCCGAGGGAAGGCAAACCGUUCAAAGCAAAGUACAAACUGGUGAAUCACAUUCGAGUGCACACCGGGGAGAAACCGUUCCCAUGCCCGUUCCCUGGCUGUGGGAAAGUGUUUGCCCGAUCCGAGAAUCUAAAGAUCCACAAAAGGACGCACACAGGUGAGAAACCCUUCAAAUGUGAAUUUGACGGCUGCGACAGACGCUUCGCCAACAGCAGCGACCGGAAAAAGCACUCCCACGUGCACACCAGCGACAAGCCCUACAACUGCAAGGUGAGGGGCUGCGACAAGUCCUACACGCACCCCAGCUCCCUGAGGAAACACAUGAAGGUGCACUGCAAGUCCCCGCCGCCCAGCUCGGGCUACGAGUCGUCCACCCCCUCGCUGGUGUCCCCCUCCUCGGACCUGGGCCGGGAGCCCGGCGGCCCCUCGGUGCUUUCGGAGCCCGCGGGGGCCUCGCAGCCCGCCAACCUGAGCGAGUGGUACGUGUGCCACAGCUCAGGUGCCAGCGGCGCCCAAACACCACCCAGCGGCCACUCCACACCCGACCACACAGCCGAGCCCCCUUACAGACACCCGGAGCCCAGAGACGCGUUCUAACCCGACGGGUUCCUGUGCCAGAACACGUGCUUUAAAGAGCUGGACUGCACGAGCGAGCGCAGCGGCUUUUUGGUGCCUAAAGAUGUGAGGGCCCCGCUGCUCCACAACACCUAAUCCUUUUAUUCUGUUCUCCAAAUUUUGGAUAACUCAACCCAACACACACACACACACACACCC